AUGCAGCUUUUUGCUUCUACUGCUAUUUGUUUCAAGAUGAAAACACCAAUCAAUGGGGAGGAGAGAUGGUAUACUAAACGAUGUGAUAAUAUUGCUGAUGCAUUUAAAAAAGCUCCAAAGAACAAUCAGUUGACUUCUCUAUACAUUCAAAGGGAUAUUAUCACUGCAUGUAAGAUGGAAACUGUUAAGUAUAUCAUUAAGGAUUUAAAUGAUGAUUACUUUUCCAUAUUAGUUGAUGAAUCUCGUGAUGUGUCAUGUAAAGAGCAAACGGCUAUUGUUUUGAGGUAUGUUGAUAGAAGGGGGAGUGUAAUUGAACAGUUUAUUGAUAUUGUUCAUGUUCGUGAUACUAGUGCUUUGUCCCUAAGAAAUGAAAUUUUAACUCUUGCUGCGAUUUCUAGAAGAUGUUAUGAAGUGCAGGAACUUUUAUCGUUGGUUUCUGAUAUAUUAAAUAUGGUUGGAGCUUCUUUCAAGCGUAGAGAUGAACUUCGUGAAUCUCAAGCAAAAGAAAUUGAAGAAGCAUUACGUAAAGGCGAGCUUGAAACUGGUAGGGGCUUGAAUCAAGAAUUAGGUCUUGCUAGAGCCGAAAAGUGUAGGGAAAAGGGAUAUCUUAAAGCAUGUUUAACAUUUGAGGUUGUCUUCAUGUUGCACUUCAUGCGCACUGUUUUAGCAAUCAUAAAUGAGCUUAAUGCAGCUUUUCAAAAGAAAGAGCAAGACAUUGCAAAUGCCAUGCUACUUGUUGGGAUGGCAAAGGAGCGACUGCAAAAACUAAGAGAAGAAGGUUGGGAUUCACUUAUUUAUGAGGUAUUUAAAUUUUGUAUCAAAUCACGUCGAAGAGUUGCUGAGUAUAUUGUUUUACAUCGCUACCAAGUUGCAAUAUUUUAUAAAAUUAUUGAUUGGCAACGUCAAGAACUCAAUAAUCGCUUUGAUGAGGAGACAUCUAAUUUGCUUCUUGGAAUUGCUAGCUUGAACCCACCUAACUCUUUUUCAAGCUUUAACAUUGAAAAAAUAUUGAGAUUAGCUGAGUUGUAUCCUGAUGAUUUUGAUAAACAUGCUAGGAUUGACCUCCGUUUUCAGCUUGAGAAUUAUAUUGUUGAUGUAUGUGGUCAUGAUAAAAGGUUUUUCGAUCUUAAGGGACUUUUUGCUACUGUUACAGUUGAAAGAGCUUUCUUUGCGAUGAAGUUGAUUAAGAUUGACUUACGAAAUCGAAUGGAUGAUGAGCUUUUAAGUGGUUGUUUGAUUAAUUUGCCAAAUUUUGAUCAAGACAUAGUUGGCAACUGA
Molecule: messenger RNA, 1278 nt
Organism: Lycium barbarum (goji berry)
Lineage: Eukaryota; Viridiplantae; Streptophyta; Magnoliopsida; Solanales; Solanaceae
Exons: 7
Coding region: 1-1278 (425 amino acids)
Source: RefSeq, a predicted model, not a curated record